Molecule: messenger RNA, 1688 nt
Organism: Gadus morhua (Atlantic cod)
Lineage: Eukaryota; Metazoa; Chordata; Actinopteri; Gadiformes; Gadidae
Gene: cldni
Product: claudin i
Exons: 3
Coding region: 270-908 (212 amino acids)
Cellular component (GO): bicellular tight junction; membrane
Molecular function (GO): structural molecule activity
Source: RefSeq, a predicted model, not a curated record
UAUUCUUUACAUUCUGAGGGGGAGAGAGACGUAAAGGACAGGUUCAGUCUUGUAGGUCUUCUCUCCUGCACCUCUUCCCUCUCCAUCUCUAACCCCACCUACAGCGCAUUCCUCUAUAAGAACCUGGACCCCGCGCCACAGCCCCACUAUUCACGACCCGACCCUCCAGCGCCUUUAUAAAGAAGAUUAGAUUCAGCUUUUCAAACUAACAUAUCGCCAGUUUCCUUAUCUUUCUUUUCUAUCGAGGCAAAAGAGCAUAAAUUAAAAGGAUGGGCUCCUCCGGAGUGCAGAUCGUGUGCGUGUCUCUCGGGAUCCUGGGACUGGUCGGGGCCAUUGUGUGCUGCGCCAUCCCGAGAUGGAAGGUCACGGCCUUCACCGGACAGUCCAUCGUCGUAGCGCAGAGCGUCGAGGAGGGCCUCUGGAUGAACUGCGUGGUGCAGAGCACCGGCCAGCAGCAGUGCAAGAAGUACGACUCGCUGCUGAUGCUGUCCGCAGACCUGCAGGCGGCCCGCGGCAUGGUGAUCAUCAGCUGCAUGCUCUGCUCCCUCUGCCUGCUCAUGCUCUUCGCCGGCGCCGACUUCACCACCUGCGUGGAGAACGAGAGCGCCAAAGCCAAGAUCUCCCUGGUGGCAGGCAUCGGGCUCAUCCUGGGCGGCCUCCUGGUGAUCAUCCCCGUCAGCUGGUCCGCCCACAACACCGUGAGCGACUUCAACGACCCCUUAGUGGUCGCCAGUCGGAAGAGGGAGCUGGGCGCGUGCAUCUUCGUGGGGUGGGCGGCCGGCGGCCUGCUCGUCCUGGCCGGGGGUCUGCUGUGCUGCUUCAGCAAGGUGAAGUCGGGGGGCUCCCCGGGAGCGGCCAAGUACUACAGCAACGGCGGCGCCUCCGCUCCCAACAAGAACUAUGUCUGAGGCGGAGGACGGAGCGAGGCGAGGAGGAACACGACGGCUGACAGUUGUUUUUGAUAGAGGGGGGAAAGGAAAACUGUAAAUACCAGCAGAUAAAUGCGUACCUUUUAUUAUGUAUUUGUGUUUUACUUUGGUGUUAGGUACAGGGUUUUUAGUUGGGUUAGAGGCAGAUUAUUUCUUUGCCUACAAAUGUCUCCUGGAAAAGGUGCGGAGUUUCUCAAAAGCAUUUAAGCGGUCACCACUUACCAAUCGACAAAUUGUGAAUUUGUUUAUUGUGUGCUGUCGUAUCCAUACCUCUUUCAUACCACUGCUGUAUUUAGUUAUCUAUGUGUCUUAAAUGUAAUAAAGGAAGAUUGUGUAUAUUUCCUUAUUGCUUGUAUUUUUUGAAGGUUACUAUUUGGUUUUUGUUUCGGUAUGACAUUUUGUGUAUUUGUGGGUCCAGAUAACUCCGAAAGUUAUGCAAUUUUUAUGCAACUUUCAAUGAUUGUCGUUGAGGCUUGAAAUGGGAGUUGAGUAAUAGUUUCUGAGUAAUAAACGAACCUGUGAGUAAUAAACAACCUCUGAGUAAUAAACAGACCUCUAAUGAGAACCUUUUCUUGUUGUUUUAUGAUUUCUUUAAGAACAGGUCCAGACGAUCAAGUAGAAUUUUUGAAAACCAAACAUUUUAUUUCAAACUAUGGAAUGCAUAUAUUAUAGUUUGUUCUAAAAAAAAAUAUUUCAAGAAUGUUUUUAAUUUGCCACCUGAAGUUAUGUAUCAUGGCUUGUCAUACAACCCUUGUCUAA